AUGUCCAGCGAGGUUCCCGCUACCCCCGUCGACGAGACCGUCUACCAGGGCGCCAUCGGUAUCGGUACGUAUCCUGCACAGCGUCUCAGCACCAACCCAGCAUUUCGAAUCCGCACGCACCACUCGACCCAACAAAAGCACCAGCAUUUCGUCGUCUGCAUUCCAUUCGGCAGCCGAUGCUUUGCAAACCUUGGUACCACCUACUCGUGUGUCGGCUGGUGGGUCAACGAGCGUGUCGAGAUCAUCGCCAACGACCAGGGUAACCGCACCACCCCCUCGUACGUCGCUUUCACCGAGAGCGAGCGUCUCAUCGGCGAUGCCGCCAAGAACCAGGCUGCCAUGAACCCGCGCCAGACCGUCUUCGACGCCAAGCGUCUCAUCGGCCGCCGAUACGACGACCCCGACGUCAAGAAGGACAUGCAGCACUGGCCCUUCACCGUCAUCGACAAGGACGGCUCCCCCUUCAUCGAGGUCAACUACCUCGGCGAGACCAAGCAGUUCUCCCCCCAGGAGAUCUCCUCCAUGGUCCUCACCAAGAUGAAGGAGAUCGCCGAGGCAAAGAUCGGCAAGGAGGUCAAGAAGGCCGUCAUCACCGUCCCCGCCUACUUCAACGACUCGCAGCGUCUCGCCACCAAGGAUGCUGGUUCCAUCGCUGGUCUCGAUGUCCUCCGUAUCAUCAACGAGCCCACCGCUGCCGCCAUCGCCUACGGUCUCGACUCCAAGUCGUCGACCGAGAAGAACGUCCUCAUCUACGAUCUUGGUGGAGGUACCUUCGAUGUUUCGCUCCUCAACAUCACCGGCGGUGUCUUCGCCGUCAAGGCCACCGCUGGUGACACCCACCUUGGUGGUGAGGACUUCGACAACGCCCUCCUUGACCACUUCAAGAAGGAGUUUGAGCGCAAGAACAAGCUCGACAUCUCGGGCGACGCGCGUGCCGUGCGCCGUCUCCGCUCGGCCUGCGAGCGUGCCAAGCGCACCCUCUCGUCGGUCACCCAGACCACCGUCGAGGUCGACUCGCUCUUCCAGGGUGUCGACUUCCAGGCCAACAUCACCCGUGCCCGCUUCGAGGAGAUCAACGCCGCCGCCUUCAAGGGCACCAUCGAGCCCGUCGCCAAGGUGCUCAAGGACUCCAAGAUCCCCGCCGACAAGGUCGACGACAUCGUCCUCGUCGGUGGUUCCACCCGUAUCCCCAAGAUCCAGUCGCUCAUCUCCGAGUUCUUCGGUGGCCGCCAGCUCAACAAGUCGAUCAACCCCGACGAGGCUGUCGCCUACGGUGCCGCCGUCCAGGCCGCCGUGCUCACCAACCAGACCAGCGACAAGACCGCCGACCUGCUCCUGCUCGACGUUGCUCCGCUUUCGCUCGGUGUUGCCAUGCAGGGUGACGUGUUCGGUGUCGUCGUGCCCCGCAACACCCCCAUCCCGUGCAACAAGACUCGUGUCUUCACCACCGUCGAGGACAACCAGACCCAGGUCACCUUCCCCGUUUACGAGGGUGAGCGCACCCAGUGCAAGGACAACCGUCUGCUCGGCGAGUUCGAGCUGACCGGCAUCCCGCCCCAGCCCCGUGGCCAGGCCGAGCUGCUGACCACCUUCGAGAUCGACGCCAACGGUCUGCUCAAGGUCUCGGCCCAGGAGAAGAUCACCGGCCGCAAGGCCAACAUCACCAUCACCAACUCGGUGGGCCGCCUGAGCUCCAACGAGAUCGAGCAGAUGAUCAAGGACGCCGAGACCUUCUCCAAGGCCGACAAGGACUUCACCGCCAAGCACGAUGCCAAGAACGACCUCGAGGCGUACGUGCACUCGGUCGAGGAGACCAUCUCGAGCCCCGCUGCCAACCUCAAGCGCCCUGCCAAGAUCCAGAUCGAGCAGGAGCUCACCAAGGCCCUCGAGCUGCUCGAGGUGCAGGACGCUUCGGCCGACGAGUACCGCCGCGCCUCGCUCCGCCUCAAGCGCUCCAUGCAGAAGGCCUUCGGUGGUCGUUAA
Molecule: messenger RNA, 1983 nt
Organism: Moesziomyces antarcticus
Lineage: Eukaryota; Fungi; Basidiomycota; Ustilaginomycetes; Ustilaginales; Ustilaginaceae
Product: heat shock protein 70
Exons: 3
Coding region: 1-1983 (660 amino acids)
Biological process (GO): vesicle-mediated transport; cellular response to unfolded protein; protein refolding
Cellular component (GO): cytosol; cytoplasm; plasma membrane
Molecular function (GO): misfolded protein binding; ATP-dependent protein folding chaperone; ATP hydrolysis activity
Source: RefSeq, a predicted model, not a curated record